Molecule: messenger RNA, 642 nt
Organism: Exophiala spinifera
Lineage: Eukaryota; Fungi; Ascomycota; Eurotiomycetes; Chaetothyriales; Herpotrichiellaceae
Exons: 1
Coding region: 1-642 (213 amino acids)
Biological process (GO): maturation of SSU-rRNA from tricistronic rRNA transcript (SSU-rRNA, 5.8S rRNA, LSU-rRNA)
Cellular component (GO): nucleus
Source: RefSeq, a predicted model, not a curated record
AUGUCCGCCGUCAGCGUAAACGGUCCUCAGGCCGUAUCACAAUUUGACCUCUCGAAGCUGUCCUCGCAAAUUGACCUGCUCGUUGCCCUCCAUCUCUGGUCAUGGCCUGCGCUGACUUUGGCUAUUCAAAAUGCCUGGGGCGGCUCAGCACAAGUCUCAAAUGACAAAAGAGACUGGAUGGCUGGUGCGGUGUCAGAACUCUUGAUCUCUACUCCUCCAGCACUCGCGGAUGUCGGCGAUCUGGAAGAAGUCCUUCUACAAGUUAUGGUCGACGAAUUCGAGAUUGUCGUUGACGACGGGACCGCCGAAGAUGUGGCACGCAGUAUCUGGUCUGGCGCCACAAAGAUCAGGAACGGCGACCUUACGGAGCUGAAUGACCUCUAUAUCAGGUGGCAAGAAAAACAACAAAAGGGUGGCGACAGAAUUGUUAACAUCGUACGAGGCGAAGACAAAGAUCAGGAUACUGAUGCAGAUGAGGACGACUAUGAGGACGAAGAGGAAUGGAAUGGAUUUGAAGAUAGACAAGACGUCGAUAUGGACGAUGCUCCCCCUCUGACCGGUUCCAGAAUGCCGAAACAAAAGGCCGAACCUGAGGUGGAUGAAGAUGGUUUCACCAAGGUUGUUGGCAAGAAGAAGAGAUGA